UCCAACAUUUACUUCAACGGUUUCAUCGAAACUUCUCGACAGUCGAACGCAGACGCAGUGAAAAGCACAGUACAUUCCAGAACAAUCCUCCGUCACCGAACGAAGUUUUUACUUAUUCCUCGUUUUACAACAUAUUCAGAACAUAAUGGCUGUUAAGACUCCUGCUGUAGGAAUUGAUUUGGGAACAACUUACUCAUGUGUUGGUGUAUUCCAGCAUGGUAAGGUUGAAAUCAUUGCCAAUGAUCAGGGCAAUCGUACCACUCCUUCCUAUGUGGCAUUUUCCGAUACUGAACGUCUCAUUGGUGAUGCUGCUAAGAACCAAGUUGCCAUGAAUCCCACCAACACAGUUUUCGAUGCCAAGAGAUUGAUUGGACGUAGGUUUGAAGACACAGUAGUCCAGGCUGAUAUGAAACAUUGGCCAUUUGAAGUUAUCAGCGAUGGAGGCAAGCCAAAGAUCCAAGUUGAGUACAAGAAUGAAACGAAAAACUUCUUCCCCGAAGAGAUCUCUUCCAUGGUUUUGCUCAAGAUGAAGGAAACUGCUGAAGCUUAUCUAGGCAAGACUGUUGCCAAUGCUGUUGUUACUGUCCCUGCUUAUUUCAAUGACUCCCAGCGUCAAGCCACCAAAGAUGCUGGAACUAUUGCUGGUCUCAAUGUCCUUCGUAUUAUCAAUGAACCUACUGCUGCUGCAAUUGCUUAUGGUUUAGAUAAAAAGGUCGGUGGAGAACGCAAUGUCCUCAUUUUCGAUCUCGGUGGUGGAACUUUCGAUGUAUCAAUCUUGACGAUUGAAGAUGGUAUUUUCGAAGUCAAGUCUACUGCCGGAGAUACUCAUUUGGGUGGUGAAGAUUUCGACAACCGUAUGGUGAAUCACUUUGUGCAAGAGUUCAAGCGUAAAUACAAGAAGGACAUGGCUACCAACAAACGUGCUCUUCGUCGCCUUCGAACAGCUUGCGAGAGAGCCAAGCGUACCCUUUCUUCAUCUGCCCAAGCUAGCAUCGAGAUUGAUUCUCUGUUCGAGGGAAUUGAUUUCUACACUAGCAUUACGAGGGCUCGUUUCGAAGAAUUGAAUGCCGACCUUUUCCGCUCUACCAUGGAACCGGUUGAGAAGGCCAUCCGUGACGCCAAGAUGGACAAAGCCCAAAUUCAAGACAUUGUUCUCGUUGGUGGAUCAACCCGUAUUCCCAAAGUGCAAAAGCUGUUGCAAGACUUCUUCAACGGAAAGGAGCUGAACAAAUCUAUCAAUCCCGAUGAGGCUGUUGCUUAUGGUGCCGCUGUUCAAGCUGCUAUUCUCCAGGGAGAUAAAUCUGAGGCUGUCCAAGAUCUUCUGCUUCUCGAUGUUGCUCCUCUGUCUUUGGGUAUUGAAACUGCUGGUGGUGUCAUGACUGCUCUCAUCAAGCGAAACACCACUAUUCCUACCAAGCAGACCCAGACUUUCACCACCUAUUCCGAUAACCAGCCCGGAGUAUUGAUCCAGGUUUACGAAGGAGAGCGUGCUAUGACCAAGGAUAACAACCUUUUGGGUAAAUUCGAACUCACUGCCAUUCCACCUGCACCCCGUGGUGUUCCUCAGAUCGAAGUUACUUUCGACAUUGAUGCCAAUGGUAUCUUGAACGUUUCUGCUGCUGACAAGUCGACUGGUCGUGAAAACAAAAUUACCAUCACCAACGACAAGGGACGCUUGUCCAAGGAGGAGAUUGAAAGAAUGGUGUCUGAUGCCGAACGUUUCCGUUCCGAAGAUGAGAAGCAGCGUGAGCGUGUGUCUGGCAAGAACGCUCUGGAGUCUUACUGCUUCAACAUGAAGUCAACCGUCGAGGAUGAGAAAUUCAAGGACAAGCUCUCCGAUGCCGACAAGACCACCAUUUUGGACAAGUGCAAUGAGGUCAUCAAGUGGCUCGACGCUAAUCAGCUGGCUGAUAAGGAAGAGUUCGAACACAAGCAGAAGGAAAUCGAACGUGUUUGCAAUCCAAUUGUCACCAAGUUGUAUCAGGGAGCUGGAGGUGCUCCUCCCAAUUUCUCGGCUGGUGGCGGAGCCGCUCCUGGUGCUGGUGCCCCUGGCGCUGGAUCAGGAUCCGGCCCAACCAUCGAGGAGGUCGACUAAUUGUCACGUAUUUAUCUGCAAUUCCUAAAUCGUUUUCCAUCAUAAGAUUUAAAGUCAUUACCAUCGGUAUUCAUUCAUAUCAGAAUACACAAGAUAAAUCAAG
Messenger RNA from Daphnia pulicaria, 2198 nucleotides. Its product is annotated as heat shock 70 kDa protein cognate 4. Gene Ontology annotation, molecular function: misfolded protein binding; ATP-dependent protein folding chaperone; ATP hydrolysis activity. The record is from RefSeq and is a predicted model, not a curated record. Gene Ontology annotation, biological process: vesicle-mediated transport; protein refolding; cellular response to unfolded protein. The transcript is spliced from 8 exons. Lineage: Eukaryota; Metazoa; Arthropoda; Branchiopoda; Diplostraca; Daphniidae. Gene Ontology annotation, cellular component: cytosol; nucleus; cytoplasm. Bases 146 to 2095 code for a protein of 649 amino acids.